GGCAGCAUGAGACACAUCUCUCCUCGGAUCAUGAAAGCAUGGGGAUAUUUGGAGAAAAAGAGGUUUUGACAGCUCAGGGAAAAACACAACAAAGAAACAUGUGGAGGACCCUUACACUCUCACUGACGGCUCUACUGCUGCUGGGGUCAGAGGAGUCUCGGUGUGAGGAUGUGGGGUCCGUACUGACGGUGGAGGAGCAGCCGCAGGACUUCAGCGACAUAUCUAGCGUUCUGGGGAAAACCAAACGCCAGAUCCUGGCUGCUCAGUUCGAGUGCUACCUGAAGAUAAUCCAUGAUCCUCCACGCACAGAAGAAGGUUCUUUUUGUAACCGCACAUGGGACGGCUGGCUGUGUUGGGGGGACACGCCUCCAGGGACCGUCAUGCAGAUGUGUCCUGAAUACUUCCUGGACUUCGACCCCGGGGAGAAGGUGACUAAAGUGUGUAACCCUGACGGUCAGUGGUUCCAUCAUCCAGAAAGCAACAGAGUGUGGACGAACUACACCCAGUGUCAGGUCUACACCAAAGACAAACUCAAGUUUGCCAUCAGCCUGUACUACCUGGCCAUGGUGGGUCACGGUCUGUCCAUCGUCUCCCUCAUCAUCUGCCUCAUCAUCUUCUCCUACUUCAAGAGUCUGAGCUGCCAGAGAAUUUCCCUCCACAAGAACACGUUUCUGUCCUUCAUCCUGAACUCCAUCGUCACCAUCAUGUGGCUGUCGCUCACUGCAGCCAAUAACCAGGCCAUAAACACCAGCAACCCUGUGAGCUGUAAGAUACUGGCUGUGCUGACUCAGUACACGUCUACGUCCAACUACUUCUGGAUGCUGUGUGAAGGCAUCUACCUGCACACACUCAUCAUCGUGGCUGUGUUUGUGGGUGAACAGCAGCUCUUCUGGUACUACGUCCUAGGAUGGGGUUUUCCCAUUGUUCCUGCUAUUACCUACGCUGUGGCACGUGGACUUCUGUAUAAUGACAAGUGCUGGAUCAGCGCUCAUACACAUCUGCUUUAUAUCAUUCAGGGGCCUAUUCAAGUUGCUUUACUUGUGAACCUGUUUUUCCUCCUGAACAUCGUGCGGGUUCUGAUCACCAAGCUGAAGGAAACUCACUGCGCUGAGUCCACCGCCUACAUGAAGGCAGUCAGAGCCACGCUCAUCCUCAUCCCUCUGCUGGGAGUCCAGUUCAUCCUGUUCCCCUGGAGGCCCGAGGGACGCAUCAGCCGAGCUAUUUAUGACUUCUUUAACAACAUUUUCAGCCAUUUCCAGGGGCUGCUGGUGGCAAUUAUAUUCUGUUUCUGCAACGCUGAGGCUCAAACAGCUCUGCGGAGGAAGUGGGCCCAGUGGAAGAGCGCCUGGGGUAAAACCGGCUGGGGAGUCCCACCCAUCACUAAUAACUCCCACUUCAACUACCACACCAACUCCUCCAUAACCGAAACGAGCCGCGCCACCAUCAGCCUGGAGCACCCUGCCUCGCCGUCGGAACAUAAAGAAAACUUCCAUUUCUCGUCCAGGAUGCAGCCGGAAGGCAGCGAGCAGGAGCAGAGGAACAAGUGCAGCAACGGAGAGGUGGAACUGGUCAACAGGUUGGAAACCACCGACAUCUGACAGGAGAAGCAGCUGCGAAGACGCAGGACUUAAACUGGGAGGUCAAGGGUAGAUUUUCACCAGAUCAGACGGUGUGUGCAUGUAUAAACCAUCUGAGGAUCACUUAGAGCGGGGGAGGCAAACUCAUUUUAGUUCAGGUUCCAAAUUCAGCCCAACAUGAUCUGAAGCAAGGUUAUUAUCAUUAACGAAAACUAACGAAAUGACGAAAACUAGAAUUGUAAAAACAUUUU
Messenger RNA from Sphaeramia orbicularis (orbiculate cardinalfish), 1828 nucleotides. RefSeq names its product calcitonin receptor-like 2 (gene calcrl2). The record is from RefSeq and is a predicted model, not a curated record. The coding region runs from base 39 to 1598 and encodes 519 amino acids. Gene Ontology annotation, cellular component: plasma membrane. Gene Ontology annotation, biological process: angiogenesis; adenylate cyclase-activating G protein-coupled receptor signaling pathway; cell surface receptor signaling pathway. NCBI's taxonomy places the organism in Eukaryota, Metazoa, Chordata, Actinopteri, Kurtiformes, Apogonidae. The transcript is spliced from 13 exons. Gene Ontology annotation, molecular function: calcitonin gene-related peptide receptor activity; adrenomedullin receptor activity; calcitonin receptor activity.